AUGGCUACGGUUGCCAAGCAACCGCUUAAACCCACCCCCCCCUUCCUUCUCAAAGCGUUCUGCAUCGGGAACAGCAAACCAGAGGCAGAAGUAGCGGCAACGGCAGAGCCGCCAUACAUUUUGAGACUUUUACCUGACUCCAGAGAGGAGCCGAGAGGUGUAGAUCUGUGUUUAGUUAUUGACAGGAUGUUAUCUCGGUUGAGCGAGCAGAUAUGGGCCGACUGGAUUUGGUUCCCCAAAGGCCACGGCUGGAAUGAUUUAAAGGAUCACGAUGGCAAAGUCUUCCCUAAACUGCCAGACCUCUGGGCCACCAUACCCAUCGCUAUUUGCUUUCUAGUCAUAAGACCGAUAUUUGAGCGGACAGUAGCUCUUCCUCUGGCCUCUCUGCUUGGAGUCAGAGACAAGCCGCGUCUUUGUGUCCGUCCAAAUCCUGUCCUGGAGUCCUAUUUCUGCAGCACGUCAAAGUUUCCCACACAGAGCUCCUUUGAGAGUUUAAGUAAGCAGACAGGAUGUUCAGUGCGACAAGUCCAGAGGUGGUUCAGGAGGCGGAGGAACCAGGACCGACCCAGCAAGGUCAAAAAGUUUCGGGAAGCAAGUUGGAGGUUUACAUUUUACUUUCUGGCUUUCUUUGUUGGCCUGGGAGUUCUUGUUGAUAAACCAUGGUUCUUUGAUAUGCAGCAAGUAUGGGAAGACUUUCCAAAAAUGCCGCUACUGCCCUCACAAUACUGGUACUACAUGAUAGAACUCGGCUUCUACGUCUCUUUGGUUUUUAGCGUAGCGUCAGAUAUCAAACGUAAGGAUUUUAAAGAGCAGAUCAUUCACCACGUGGCAACCAUUGCCCUCAUCAGUUUCUCCUGGCUGGUUAACUACAUCCGGGCUGGGACUUUGGUCAUGCUGGUGCAUGAUGCCUCUGACUAUCUAAUGGAGUCUGCGAAAAUGUUCAACUACGCAGGGUGGAGGAGAACCUGCAACUUUAUCUUCAUCAUGUUUGCUGUGGUUUUCAUCAUCACCCGCCUCAUAAUCUUCCCCUUCUGGAUCAUACAUACGACUUUGGUGUACCCGCUGAGCCUCUACUCCCCCUUCCUCGGCUUCUACUUCUUCAACGGGCUGAUGCUCGUGCUGCAGGCUCUGCACUUCUUCUGGGCGGUACUCAUCUUGCGCAUGGCGGUCAAAUUCCUGCCGGGCAAUGACAUCGUUGAGGAUGAGCGGAGCGACAAGGAAGAGACGGAGUCCGACGAUGAGGUGGACGGUCACGAGCGCAAAGAAAAACCAAAAAACGGCCACGUGCAGAACGGCCACACGGUCCUGAACAACAACCACAGUAAGAUGGACUGAUUGGACUGAGCUGGGUGACGAUGGGCCCGUUGCCUGGAAGCCAAAGAGCGUGAGCGUAGCGUUGAAAGGAGCGACAAGCAGCACUCUCAGAUAUACCUGUUCUUACCCAAUCCCCCAUAUCAGAUAUCAGUUCCACUAAAUCACAAAAGUCCUGGUUAAGAGCCACAGUCACCUGCUGGACGAGGAAACCACAGUUUCUUUCUUUGUUCCUCUCCCCAGCAGAAUAAUUUUCUUUCUUUUUAAAAAAACAAAAGUGCCAUCACCCAUGUAGUCCAUGUCAAACCUGCCUGCUUGUAGCUUGAUUUUUAUUACUGGAAGUGUUUUUAGGAGAUCCAGGGAUUGGGACGGGUACCCUCCUCCUGCAGCUGGUUAACACUCUCUAAGUAUUAAUGACCUCAAACUUGACCUAAAUUUGCUCUCAGUAACCACACUGACGACAGCGAGGGGCAGCAACGUGAAUGUGGCACUGACUCUCUGUGGACCAUGCAUCUGGAACCAUGGAUAAGUCGGUCCAAACGUUGCUACUGCCCAGAGUGUUGCAUUCUUUGAGUAAUACUAAAUAAUUGGUGAUAAAAAAGUCAUUUUAACUGUUUCAGAGACUGUGCUACGAAUACUGAAAUGUGCCUUUUGCGAAGGUUUGUCUUAAAAACCCUUUUAGUUGUAUCAUUUUCAUUUAGCUUUGUGUUUUAUAUCUUAUUCAGUCCAGUCCGCUGUUUAAAUUUUGGGAGCAAUUUGUUUGAUUGUAAAUCACUUAGUAAUUAUUUAUUAUUUGUGGGUUGGAAGAGUCUGCGGCAUUUCCCAUUCAUACUAAGAUGCAUUUUAUGCUUUGUCUAUGAAUCAGUUCGAAGAAAAUCUAUGGGAGAAAAAAAACAAAAAAACAUUUGAAUCCAACAAAAAUGUGAUAUAAUUCUAAGAUGAAAAAGUUCCUGAAUUAUUUCAAUAUAGUUUUAUAUUUAUUGUAUAAACCAAAAAUUCCCCUCUUUCUUGGCAGUGUUGUGGCGUGUUUUGUUUAAGGAGGAAUAAGAGUUGCUUUAAAGUAAUUAUUAGUAUGGAUGUAAAACCACAGCUGUAAAUUAGGGUUUACAUGUUCAACUGAAGUGUCCUUUGCAGGUGCCUUUACCAUUUCAAAAAGUGUUGUUUAACAAAAGAAUUGAAAAGAUAAUCUUUGUUUCCUCUGUGUCUCAUUCUUUCACUCUCUUGAACGCGGCUCCAUCGAAGCAGCUUUUCUCCUUCUUAAUAUCCAUUUCUUUUAUGUUCUGCACUAAAGUUUCACCAGAAUGAUGGAUUAUGUUUAUUUGAAAUCAAUUUUCCUUUCUUAAGAAAAUCGCUAUGCAAUGUUUGUUAAAUAACUUCAGAAGAAAAACAGAAAUGACUUGGAGUAAAUGUGCCUCUUUUGGAGUUCAGAAACUAAAGUCCUCAAGGCCUUUUGUGUUCUAAAGAUUUAUUUUUAUUAAUUUUUUUCUUUUUGAGUCUAAAUGACCACUCAAAGCGCUUUUACGCCACAUUCACACUCUCGGGCAGCAGAUAUUAGUCCUGAUGCACGGUAAUACAGGCUGUGCAGCGCCUUCCCCAUUUCACACACACACACACACA
Molecule: messenger RNA, 2928 nt
Organism: Menidia menidia (Atlantic silverside)
Lineage: Eukaryota; Metazoa; Chordata; Actinopteri; Atheriniformes; Atherinopsidae
Source: the annotation of a GenBank genome assembly